Messenger RNA from Suillus fuscotomentosus, 954 nucleotides. RefSeq lists its product as uncharacterized. Bases 1 to 954 code for a protein of 317 amino acids. The transcript has 4 exons. NCBI's taxonomy places the organism in Eukaryota, Fungi, Basidiomycota, Agaricomycetes, Boletales, Suillaceae. The record is from RefSeq and is a predicted model, not a curated record.
AUGUCGCAUUCAUAUCGCGAUGUUUUCCAGACCUUUCCCGCCUAUCGGAAGGGAUCGCCUCCAGUUACGUCUGAUGCUGACCGUUCUCUCGAGUUCCCUCGCAGAAAUGGCUCUCAGUACAGACCGAAGUUGAAAUGCCAAUCGGCAUCCCAAGCAAUCGAUGUCAGAUCAGAUGGUGACAAGGAAACUUCAUCGCUGCCUCUAGUUUGGGAGACCCGGUAUGAUGUACUCGUGUGCGCCGGACGGCUGAGUUGGGAGAUCCCGUAUUCUUCUGGGACAAGCUUCAUGCGCCAGGACGCCGUCAUCUCAAAAUAUCACAUCAAUCACGGUCUUGAACAAGCUCUCACGUAUCAUCAGGAUAUUCCUGAAAACGCCUAUAAUUCAGCAGAUAAUCACAACAAGGUCGAUAACAACCAGCGUUCGGCAACUCCCGAUCCCGACCCCGCCAUCGUAGCAUCGCAUACUAGGGCCCGCAGCUACUCUACGCAUGGCCUUUCGUCAAAAGAAUCUCUAGAUGUUGACAUAUUGAAAGCUCGCGACACUUUCGUUCCCCUGAAAUCUCCUCUUGAGCUAACGGAGCAGUCACGAUCACUCCCUCCCCGGGCAAGACGUUUAGCUGAGUCAAGCUUUGAUGCUAGGGCGGAACUGGGUACUAUCUAUCUGUUUCUGGGUUUAGGGGGGUGUAAACCGUCCCCGUCCCUGCUCCUUCCUUAUAUGGGGCGUCCCUGCUUCCUUUUUUCCCAUCUGCCGCUUUUUUGGUCGGAAAUGGUAAUCCCUUACCUCACACCUUCCGUUUUUCAUUUAAGAUUUCGUAUCAAUACUGACCAGCAGUGGGAUGCUCCAAUUCCAAAGACGUCACUGCUGGUAUUUGCUGAGCCUUCCCUGUCUCCAGCUGGCUUCAGACUACCGACUACAUAUCUAAGAGAGUGGCAAAAUGCAAAAUAUAAAGUGUGA